AUAAUUGCCAAGAUUACUUGCGAAGAGGAAGCGAGGAGCGGGUCGCAACGCAUAAGAACGCGUUGCGUCGCGCGGUGACACGACAUUCAUCUACGCGAUAUCAUCGGUGCUGCGCUGACGUUGUGCUCAACUUUCUGCUGCGCGAGAAGAUCAGGUGAUCGAGAUUGAUCAAGGAUGAAGUUAACUAUCGCCCUCCUGAUGGCCGUCGCCGUCAUCGUACUUUCGACGGCAGUCAUGGCAGCGGAUGAGACUGAUGACUACAUUCAUUUGCCAGGAAAAACCUGCGACGAUGCACCGCCUUGUCCUGACGACAGACCCUGCAUGAUGGCCCCACCUCGUUGUAACGCCGGCACCUGCGGUACAGAUCCGGUGCCGACUUGCGGGCCGAAACCCUGAUUCCACAAGACCACAAAGGGAGACGAUCUUUACCGUACCGUCAACUCCCUCGUUGUAUCUGCACGCUUUUUGUAUUAAUAAAAAGAUGUUUAAUCGAG
This is a messenger RNA of Pogonomyrmex barbatus (red harvester ant), 494 nucleotides long. RefSeq lists its product as uncharacterized. Lineage: Eukaryota; Metazoa; Arthropoda; Insecta; Hymenoptera; Formicidae. The record is from RefSeq and is a predicted model, not a curated record.